CUUUUGGGUGGGGACAGUGCGGCGUUAGUUAUUCAUGAGCAGCAAAGGGGGAGCAUCAGAUUUGAACACAGCUUCCUGCAAAGUUUAAAAACGGCUUGCGUGGUGUCCUGGACUUCUUUAUUAGAGCACUUGGGACUUUUAAACACACACACACACACGCAUGCACGCACACGCACACGCACACGCACACGCACGCAUUCUGCUCGUGGUAAAAUGCCUCACAACCACCCCAAGAACCCCAGUCCAAUCCCAGAGGUGACGUGGCAUUCUGGGCUAAAAGAAAUGAACGAGACCUGGAAAGGAGGGGUUGCCUGCCUUGGGGUGGCCGUGUUCUUUGUGAUGACCAUUGGCAUUAUUUACUGGCAAGUGGUGGAUCAGCCCAACAAGAACUGGGUCCUGAGAGGGAGCACCAGUGGGUUUAUCUGGGAAAGGAAAGCUCGCUCCCUCAUCCUACAGACUCUCAGUGAGGAGAAAACCUUGCUGAAGAUCAACCUGGGAAGUUUUCCCAGUGGGGACAUGCCUUUCUUAAAGGAUCUGUGUUGGCUAAACAAGACUGAAUUCUGCUACACCUGGGAGACCAUGGCAGACCUGAAGAUUUCCCUGGGGUCCAGCCUUUCUGCCACCACAGAGUGCUACAACAUCCACUGGAUCUCUCUUCGCUGCCAGGUUAAGCUAAAGGACUGCUUUUCCAUGGUCAAUAUUUCCUGGUAUGGAGGAGCAAGUGUCACCAGCCAACAAUGGCCCAUGAACAAUGUGAGCGUGAAAUCCCAACCAUUCAUUAUCAACAACCUUACCAAAACUCCAAAUGCUUAUGGAUCUGUCUUAGAAAGAUAUUUUUUGGGAUCCACUGGGGUGACAGUGACGAUUGCCUCAGAUAUUCCCAUCUCCCUUUUAGUAGAAAGGAAUACACAAUUUUGCCUCGAGAGUCUCCUUAGCAGUGAAAUGGCUUCCUUGCAAUACAGUGUAUGUGUCAGUCCAGACAUCACAUCUGCCCAUCAGGACGUGGGAAGCCAGUUAUCGGGACAACAGCGGAGGAUGCCAGAGACUAACCUCCUAAGGUUGCCUGUCUGGAGGUACUCUGGAGUGGCAGAUGCUGCUGCUAAAAUGGAGCAAGGAUUAUGUGCUUUCUCUGAUGACCUGCAGGCUCAUCUCAUGGAAGGGCUAAUCAUUCUCAAUGAACAUUCCACAAUGCUACUUUGUAACAUGGACCACGACUAUUUGCCUACACAGAGAAGGAAAAGUCUGCAUGCCCUAAGACGUGCCAUGGACUACUCCUUGAUAAGACCUCUCAAACUUUCCAUCACUCUGUCCCCAUAUGCAAGCAUCACCUCCCAAGUUUUUCAGAUGUCCCUGCAAGAAGGAAGAGAGGAUUUUUGGCUGAGCCACCACUCAGAAUCCGGUGGCUAUUCGGUGCCACUGCUUACCAGAUGGAAAGGACAGUUUUCUGCUUGUUUGAACCUAACUAGCCAAGCCGCCGUUCUUUGGUAUAUGGACCAAGUGAGGUUCUUGAAGCACCAACUGGGAGCAGAGUAUGUGGUCUUUGAAGGUGGUGAAGGCAAUUUAUUUAUGGAGCAAGCCAUUCCAGCCCCCACAAAACUCAGAGGAGAAAAAUACCUCCACAUUUUAACUUUGAUGGCAGCUGCACUUGGAAAUUCAUCAAUAAUUAGUGCUGGCACAAGAACUAGCCACCUGCCAGUCUUUCUCCAAAUGAACCCACGUCACUCUGACUGGAGCUAUGCAGGUUUAAAAGGGAUUAUUCCGUCUGUGCUUCACUACAGUCUUCUUGGUUACAACUUUUUCAUUCCUGAUGCAAUAGGAGGGUCUCUUGGAAGUAAAUUGCUGAUGGAUGAAGAACUGUAUAUCAGAUGGCUGCAGAUUGCGACUUUCCUCCCAGUGAUGUCUUUUGGUGUUCCACCAUGGAUCUGCUGUGCUGGCUGGGUGUUAAACCUCACCAGGCACUAUAUUCAGAGACACCAGAAUUUUGUGGUACCCCUCAUUGAAAAGUAUGGCAAAGAAUGGGUCUCUGUGGGGUACCCUAUUUUUCGACCCAUAUGGUGGCUCAGUCCUAAUGAGCCAAUCACCUUUACCAUUGAUGAUGAAUUCCUUAUAGGAAAUGAGGUACUUGUUGCCCCAAUAACAGAACAAGGACAAAGUCAGAGAGACAUCUACUUGCCCGGAGAAGGUCAGAGGUGGAUGGAUGCCAACACUGCCCAAGUGUUUGAUGGAGGGACUUUCAUCAGAAACUACUCUGUUACACUUCUGGAUGUGCCAGUUUUUCUCAAGACUUAUUAGAUUCCAAGUUGCCCCAGAUUCAGAAGUACUUGUACUUUGGAGAAGGAUGGCUGACAAAGAAAUUCUGUGUAUUCGUGAAGGCUUUCACUGCCGGGAUCCAAUGGUUGUUGUGGGUUUUUUUGGGCUCUUUG
Messenger RNA from Pogona vitticeps (central bearded dragon), 2423 nucleotides. The record is from RefSeq and is a predicted model, not a curated record. Lineage: Eukaryota; Metazoa; Chordata; Lepidosauria; Squamata; Agamidae.